Messenger RNA from Benincasa hispida (wax gourd), 3420 nucleotides. RefSeq names its product protein HEADING DATE 3B-like. Gene Ontology annotation, biological process: regulation of photoperiodism, flowering. NCBI's taxonomy places the organism in Eukaryota, Viridiplantae, Streptophyta, Magnoliopsida, Cucurbitales, Cucurbitaceae. The record is from RefSeq and is a predicted model, not a curated record.
AGCAAUUCAAGACCGUACAAUAUCCAGACCCUCAAAUUCUAUCCCCAUUGCCUUUGGUUGAAUCAAUGCAACCGGAAAAAGAAAGAGAAAAUUUUGACUCCAAGCUUUUUGAAGACGAUCUUUAACGGAUUUUUCGUUAAGAGAUUGGCUGAGGAAACCAAAAACAUGAGGUUCAAAGAUGAACAGCGUAGCCAAAAUACUCCUCCAUGUGCUAGACUCAGUCACUACCCCACAAUCAAAAAUGUUUCCAAAAUUGGGUCUUUCAAUCCAAUUGAAGCUUGACAACUAGGCUUUCUUGUGGAGGUAGAUAUGAGAAACUGGAAAAACACCCUUCUUUGGCUUCUGGAAUUUGGCCCUCUUGCGUAAAAGUAGUUCUCAUUCUAUCCUAUUUCCCACCUGGUUCCCACAUUACUCUAAACUUUGAGGUUUUUUGUUUUUAUUCUUCUCUGUCUCUCCUUUUACUUUCUUCCUUUUUUUUCUUCUUGUGGGUUGAUGGGAUCCCCUGUAGUGCAAAUCCAAGCCAGAAGAUUUGUUCAUUUGAAGUGGGCUGAUGAUGUUGGGUAUCUGCCAAUUGUGAAUCCCUCACCAAAAUCAAUGUUUUUUCUUUCUGGGGUGGCAGAAUUGUGUGAUUUGAUGGUUGGUUUUAGACAAAUAGUUUAAAAAAUGAAGGAAGGGCUUUCAAAAAUUAAGUUGAAUCUUUUACAUAUUUCCCUCAAAAGGUAACGAUCGUGGUGCUUGUAAAAGUAUUUGAUAGUUUGCGAACUGGUGAAGGAUAUUUUAUGGGCUUUCUAUUUUUGAAAUGGAAAUCCCUUUGUUUUUAACACACAAAAUCAUGGAAUUGGGUUCUUCUGGUGAAUUUUGAAUUUAGCAAGUUUGUUUCAUUUGGAAUUUUGGUGAGAGGAUGAGGGGGGGAAAGGAUGAAGAAAAAUUGUUAAGUCCGAUGUUCCCCAGGCUUCAUGUGAAUGACACAGAGAAAGGAGGCCCAAGAGCCCCUCCAAGGAAUAAAAUGGCUCUCUAUGAGCAGCUCACAAUUCCUACUCAAAGGUUUUCCUCUGGAUCAGCUUCAGCCGCUCCUCUUCCAAGCAGUAGUCCAGCUCCCUCGACGUCUCCUAGCCAUUUUUCUGGCCAAAAAAGGGGCAUCUUCUCAUCAUCCUCCAAGUGCUCUGUACAAUCUCAUCAGGCCGAGAAACUUCACUCUUAUUGUUCUAGAGGAGUUGUGCAGAGUAAUGAGGCAAAGUUGCUAAAGACAAGUCUGGUAGCAACAGGAUCACUGUCAUCAAAUCCCCAAUCCAAUUUAGUCAGAAAGAAUAAGAUAUCGACUCUCAAGGACUUUUCUUCGAAGGACGCUAGAGAAAAAGACGACGAGUUCUGGAUUCCUGCCUCUGACCAACCUAAAACUGGUGUGCACAACCAUGAUAGGGAAAGGAUGUCUAGCACCAGUAUGAGCUCUUCUGCACAACUUGGAAUUGCUUGUGAAUCACAGGGUAAUAUAGCUGUCACAAAUCUUAUUUCUAGAAAAUACGUGGGGAAGGAAGGCGAGGAGAAUCUAAAUUUGACCAAGGCUACUCGGAAUCCUGAGGAGAGGUCUGCAUUUAUCCCUUCAGCCACUGGUAACUCAUUGUUAGAGGCAAAGGCUUGCCCUUCAACAAAGUAUAAGGACUUUGAAAAGACAAAGCUACCCCAUCCAUCCAUGGCCAAAGAAAGCUGGACUCCAGUCAGCAAUUCAAAUAGACUGUGCGGUGCAAACGUGAGAGCAUAUCCAGAAGAUUUGGCUGAGCUGAGCUCUGAAGCUGUCCAAGACAAGGUGGGUUGCAGCCAAGGUCCCGGCUUGGAAAAUUCAUCCAUGGUCAUUAGAGAAUCAUGUCCAGUGUUGUCACCUAGAGAUGGGGAUAGAAAUUUAGAAAACCCUGAUAACCGCAGCAGACCUAAUGAGUUCAAGAAGUUCUCGACUGUGCAGUUGAGAGAAGUAGAACAAAAAGAGAAUGUUUCAGAUGCUUCCUUAGUAGAUUCAACUUCAGCUCCAAAUAUCUCCCCCGAUGUUGUCGUGGGGUUGAUUGGCGAAAAACAAUUCUGGAAAGCUAGAAAAGCGAUUGUUCAUCAGCAAAGAAUUUUUGCAGUACAGGUGUUUGAGUUGCAUAGACUCAUAGAGGUUCAAAAACUCAUUGCUGGAUCACCACACAUCUUACUUGAAGACUAUUUGGACAACCCUCCAUUAACUCUUUCUUCUGUUAAGAACAAGCUAACUGAGUGUGCUCAACCACCGGUUCUGAGCACCAUAGUGAAAGAGAAUCAUCAACAGCCCUAUCUCGCUCUCAACAGCAAAUGUGCAGAUAAGAAUCCUCUUGCUAAGAUUCCUUUACCUUCUUUCAACAAGGACAACAGUAAACUUGCACUUGCUCAACAAACAAGCAAUGAGCUUCAUGUAAAAGACAUGCAGCCACCAACUCCCACUGCUGCUGCUCCAAAAUCAGAUCCCUGGUGCUUGAACCACCCUACGCCAGGAAAUCAAUGGUUGGUUCCUGUUAUGUCCGCUUCGGAAGGGCUUAUUUACAAACCAUAUACAGGGCCGUGUCCUCCAAGUGCCGGAUUCAUGACACCAAUGUACGGUAACUUCGGAACAAUGAGCCUAAAUGCAGGUAGUGGAGCUAGAGACUUUUACCCUCCAGCUUAUGCUGUUCCUGCAUCUCACAACCAAGGGUUUGGAUAUUUUCCUGGCUCGAUUCCAUUGAACCAGGCGUUCUUUCCACCUUAUGGCAUUCCGGUGACUAAUCAAUCCAUGUCCGGGUCAGUUCCAGAUCAAGUGAGUCUUUUCAGUAAAGUCAAGUCAAAAGAACAGGAAAACCAGAUAUCAACUGGGGACGUCAACUACUUGACGCAUCAAGAAAACUCGUGUGAAAUGCUGAGUCAAACGAGCCAUUCAAUGCCAUUUCACGUUCAGAAAUUUCAUGGAUCAAAGGGAAGUGAAUUGUUGGGAAGUACAGCUAGUAGCCCCUCUGAGAGAGGUAAUGGAGAUGUGCUUCCUCUUUUUCCUACUGAACCACCAGCUGAGGAGUCCAGUCCAAAUCCAGAAAUCAGUGAGAACAAAUCAAGGGCCAUUAAGGUUGUACCUCAUCAUCCUAGAUCUGCAACUGAAUCAGCAGCUAGGAUUUUUCAGUUAAUACAAGAAGAAAGAAACCAACUAUGAUGUAUUUUAGAAUUAUAUUUGUAGAAAUCAACUUUUACCACCCUCCCUUUUGCUCCCCAACAGAGGACUUCAGCUCCUCAGAGUUGAUGAAGUUCAUCUGGGAAGUGACAUCCACCGAGUUGUCAAUAUUCCUAUUGAAAUGUUAGAAAAUUUUGUCUGUAAUCACGUUUUUCUGGCUAAUGAAAAUGUGAAUAGAUUUCCGAAAGAUAUAAAAGCAUACUCUUUCUUUGUUGGGA